CUCCGCCCCUCGACUCCUCUUCCUCUGCAGGUGGAUGGAGGAGACGCCAUGCUCGGGAACCGCUGCCGUGAGACCGCUGAGCUCCGGGCUCCUCAUCCCUAAAUGACCCUCGGCUGAGAAGGGGUUCUUUGGGCUGCAGGACCGGAUCCAGAACCGGAUCCAGAACCGGGUCAUGGCUCGGGGCCCCCGGCACUGACAUGGGGCUCCGGUCCAGGACCGCCGCCAGCGGCUCGGAGGAGCAGAAGAAGACCUCCUGCGCCUCCUCCUAUGGCGGCGGCGGCGGCGCGCCUCCCGGGAAUUUACCGGACCGAGCCGACCGGGACGGCGCCGCCGAGCCGCCGGACCCGAAGCGCGGCAUCGGCAUCGGGCUGCUGGCCAAGACCCCGCUGGACUACCGCCGCCCCCCCAAGAGGAACCACACCCGCAGGAGGAGGAUCCAGAACCUGCUGUACGACGUGCUGGAGCGGCCCCGAGGCUGGGCGCUGCUCUACCACGCCUUCGUGUUUCUGAUCGUUCUGGCAUGUUUGAUUCUGGCCAUUCUGACGACAUUCAAGGAACACGAGAACGCCUCUGCUCACUGGCUGGUCAUACUGGAAACCUUCGCCAUCUUCAUCUUUGGAGCUGAGUUCAUCCUGAGGGUCUGGGCGGCCGGAUGCUGCUGUCGCUACAAGGGAUGGAGGGGGAGGCUGAAGUUCGCUCGCAAGCCCCUGUGCAUUCUGGACAUCUUCGUGCUGAUCGCCUCGGUGCCCGUGGUGGCGGUGAGGAACCAGGGCAACGUGGUGGCCACCUCGCUGCGCAGCCUGCGCUUCCUGCAGAUCCUGCGCAUGCUGCGCAUGGACCGGAGGGGGGGCACCUGGAAGCUGCUGGGGUCCGCCAUCUACGCCCACAGCAAGGAGCUGAUCACCGCUUGGUACAUCGGCUUCCUGUCUCUGAUCCUGGCGUCUUUCCUGGUCUACCUGGUGGAGAAGGACGACGUCUCCGUGGACGUGUCCGGCCACCACCACCCCUCCAGCCAGACGCCACCGCAGGACUUCGACACCUACGCCGACGCUCUGUGGUGGGGGCUGAUCACGCUGACCACCAUCGGCUACGGGGACAAGACCCCGAAGACGUGGGCCGGGCGGCUGCUGGCCGGCACCUUCGCUCUGAUCGGGGUGUCCUUCUUCGCUCUGCCUGCAGGCAUCCUGGGGUCCGGCCUGGCCCUGAAGGUCCAGGAGCAGCAGCGGCAGAAGCACUUUGAGAAGAGGAGGCAACCCGCCGCCGGACUCAUCCAGUCCGCCUGGCGAUAUUACUCCACCAAUCCAAUCAGGGAAGACCUCAUUGGCACGUGGAGAUUUUAUGAGACCAUCAUCUCUCUCCCCUGUUUCAGCCAGAAGCUGAGUCUACUCGAGCGCGUCCGCCUCCCCACCACGCGGCCAUCGGUCGGGACGACCAAGAGGCUGAUGAGUCACGCCGACUCCAUCGAGGAAAGCCCCUCCAAGGAGCCCAAGCCAGCCGGCUUCAGUAACCGCGAACGCUUCCGCACCGCCUUCCGCAUGAAGGCCUACACGCUGCGCCAGAGCUCUGAAGGUUUUUUCUCCUCGGCAGACGGUGGCGGCCUGGCAGAACCGGCCUUGGAGGAGCGGGGCUUCCCCCCGGACAUCCUCAUGGAGGAGAUGAUCCCCACGCUGAAGCUGGUCAUCAGGGCCGUCAGGAUUAUGCAAUUUCUCUUGAACAAGAAGCGGUUCAAGGAAACUCUGAGGCCAUACGAUGUGAAAGACGUGAUCGAGCAGUACUCCGCCGGACACCUAGACAUGCUGUGUCGGAUCAAGUACCUCCAGACCAGGAUCGACAUGAUUUUGGCCCCUGGACCCCCUCUUACCCCCAAACAAAAGAAAACUCCCAAAACGCCCUUCAGCUACCCGUCCAGUCAGUCGCCCAGGCACGAGUCCGACCUCGCCAAGGCCUCCAUGCCCGACGCCGACGACCAGAGCAUGAUGGGAAGAUUUGUCCGUGUGGAGCGACAGGUGGAGGACAUGGAGAAGAAGUUGGACUUCUUGGUGGACAUGCACAUCCAGCACAGUGAGCUCCUGCAAGUGGACUCUGCCGGCGCCGCCCACAUGACUCUGGAGACCUGCGAGGACCCGGCGGGGACCGGCGAGAUCCGGCGGGUCUUCUUCAACUACGCCGAGGCGUUCACGCCGUGCCAGAUGCCCGGCGGCACACUGGGUCCGUACUGCGGAACGGGAAGAGGAGGCGCCGAGGGCACCGGGUCCACCGGCGGGAGCCACGUCCCUCCGCAGCACCGACGCCUCCCCGCGGCCGACAUCCCCACCUACGCCGAGCGUCCCACGGUGUUGCCCAUCAGCUCCCUGCAGGACUUGUCGGCGAGGCCGGGCAGGACCGCGGGGGGGCGGAGUGCCGACUCGCCGCUCUCCAUGCUGUCGGUGAACCACGAGGAGCUGGAGCGCUCGCUGAGCGGGUUCAGCGUCUCCGGGGAGCGGGAUGAGGCCGGGACGGGCGCCGGGUGGACGAGAACUCGCCCGAGCUACCUGGCGGAGGGCGAGACGGACACGGACUCGGACCCCUUCACGUCUAGCGGGGGGCCCCUGCCUCUCUCCUCCACGGGGGAGGGGUUUGGUGACGCCGUGUGGAACACGCCGUCCUGAGCGGUGCGACACUGAACCUCGGGUCCACCCGCCGCCGGGUCCCCGCCUCUGAACGCUCACCGGAUCGAAGCCCCGCCAUGCGGGGGGGGCCGAGAUGCCACGAGGUCGCCGACCUUCGGAGGCCGAUCUCCCCGACCGACCGCCGUCCGGACGGAGAGCCGCGGUUAAAACUCUGAACAGCGCCCUCUUCAGGCCGAAUAAUGAAGAACAUUCAUAUUCAUCCUAUAAUACGCACCAAAGCUUCAUCGUUGCUAAGCCGACCGCAUGAGAUGCAUGAGACACGCAGGCCUGCGACGCCAUUGGUCAAUUAUUUUUCUAUUUUUUUGUUGCAUGGUUUGCAUGAUGAUGCAACAUUCUGACGGCUGGAAACCAAACGUCUGUGUGUGCGUGUGUGUGUGUGCUCUUCACCUUUCAUGCGUACGAACGAAUAAAUAAACAAUAAACAUGAAUAAUUUCAUAA
Messenger RNA from Pseudoliparis swirei, 3108 nucleotides. It is a transcript of the gene kcnq3, whose product is annotated as potassium voltage-gated channel, KQT-like subfamily, member 3. Bases 198 to 2648 code for a protein of 816 amino acids. Gene Ontology annotation, cellular component: membrane. Lineage: Eukaryota; Metazoa; Chordata; Actinopteri; Perciformes; Liparidae. Gene Ontology annotation, biological process: transmembrane transport; potassium ion transport. The record is from RefSeq and is a predicted model, not a curated record. The transcript is spliced from 15 exons. Gene Ontology annotation, molecular function: voltage-gated potassium channel activity.